AUGGAACAAGAUAGCCAACGAUGUGCAGUUUACGACCAUGUACUCGUGCACCACAUGACGACACAACGAAUCCGAUUUCUCCAAGAUUGUACGGAGAAACUAAGCUUCAAAUGGGGGAUCAAGAUGACAGACGGGUUGGUCAACGACAAGACCAUGACGGAGGGAUGUUGUAAGAACAUUUUGAUGAUUUGAAGAGAAUGUCAUCAUGAAUGAUUGAUGAAUCUCAUCUUCUCCACUUAUGAGCUAAAGAAUAUUGGAUAUGAGGUGAUUUCAAGGAGCAAGGUGACUUGGGACCAAUGUGUUCAGACCACUGCUUCUCGGAUGGCUCCUCUGGCUUUUGAGGCUUGA
Messenger RNA from Brassica oleracea var. oleracea, 348 nucleotides. RefSeq lists its product as uncharacterized. The record is from RefSeq and is a predicted model, not a curated record. NCBI's taxonomy places the organism in Eukaryota, Viridiplantae, Streptophyta, Magnoliopsida, Brassicales, Brassicaceae.